UCUCUCUCACACAACACAACCUUCAAAAAUGGAAGAAACAGUAGUAAUGUUCCCAGCUGAAGGCAUAGGGCACAUUGUUGCCAUGGUUGAACUUGCCAAGCUCAUCCAAACGCACCGUUUUUCCGUCACCGUCCUCCUCACCACCGGCUUCCUCGACCACCCCUCCAUUGACGACUACAUCCGCCGAAUCUCCGCCGUCCACUCCUCCAUCUCCUUCCUCCGCCUCCCUCCCACCACCCCCGCUACAACCGCUGUUAGCUUCGGCGACAAAUUCUUCAGCUUCAUCAAAAGAAACGCCCCCCACGUAGCCACCACCCUCACUCAAAUCUCCAAAACCGCCAUCGUCAAAGCCUUUGUAAUCGAUCUCUUCUGCGCCUCCACCAUGGAAUCAGCCUCUUCAAUGGGAAUCCCAGUGUACUUCUUCUUCACUUCCGGCGCCGCCAUUCUCGCUCUA
This is a messenger RNA of Vigna radiata var. radiata (mung bean), 454 nucleotides long. RefSeq names its product UDP-glycosyltransferase 88F5-like. The record is from RefSeq and is a predicted model, not a curated record. The annotation marks the transcript as partial. The transcript has a single exon. NCBI's taxonomy places the organism in Eukaryota, Viridiplantae, Streptophyta, Magnoliopsida, Fabales, Fabaceae.